This is a messenger RNA of Nomascus leucogenys (northern white-cheeked gibbon), 5810 nucleotides long. It is a transcript of the gene UBE2H, whose product is annotated as ubiquitin conjugating enzyme E2 H. The coding region runs from base 1256 to 1597 and encodes 113 amino acids. Gene Ontology annotation, biological process: ubiquitin-dependent protein catabolic process; protein sumoylation; protein polyubiquitination. Gene Ontology annotation, molecular function: ubiquitin conjugating enzyme activity; SUMO conjugating enzyme activity. The record is from RefSeq and is a predicted model, not a curated record. Lineage: Eukaryota; Metazoa; Chordata; Mammalia; Primates; Hylobatidae. Gene Ontology annotation, cellular component: nucleus. The transcript has 6 exons.
GAUGCCCCAGGGCACCUCCGGAACCACUGCAAGGGCCCUGGGGCACUCCAGGCCACUGUCCGAGACUCCCCUCCUCCCCCAGUGCCUACGGCGGCUCCUUGGCACCUCCCAGGGGCCGAGAGCCUUUUCAGCUCGCCUUUUCUCCGCAGCACCCCGAAAUACGCGUUGUUCCUCGCUCUUCCUGUAUCCCCAGAGCCCGUGACUUUCCUCCGCGACGUUUGGACUCCCGAGACGGCCUUUUUUCUUUUUGCAGGACCAGUCGCCUCACUCUCUACUACCGAGCCCAUUUUCAGGGUUUCUCUCUCCUGUUUGCUCGCUUUGGAUUUAGGGACUCAAGGCAGAAAUUCCCGAGAGGGAAACCUUUCUCCCUUUCUUGAGAUGCCCCCAUUUCCUCCAACCACAAUGCUGCUUCAACUGGGGUCACUCAAGCGACCUCUUUUAUCCCUAAUUCCUUUCUAUAUUAGGAAGAGAGUCGCCUGCUCAGGGCCCCCUCUUCUAAGAAAGAGCUCUGUGUGUUUUCAGUGUCCCUCCUGUUAAGCUUUCUGGUCCCCGGGAGAACCCUACUGUUUUCCUUUCCACUGACAAAGCCUGUCCCACCCAUAGUUGUAUGUGAUGAAGACCCCCGGGCCCUCCAGCAAGCCACCCUCCAUAUUGUGGGUAUGACAGCUGUGGAAAGAGUAGCUCCUGGACAAAAUAAAUAGUCCCUGGACUGGCCACUUGGGCAAAACUUCCUAUGUGAGGGUCAGGUUCUUGGGGGAAUACUUGCCCUGAUGUCGCCAAGUGACACCCUUUAUUUUCUGCCCCCUCCCCCCAACUUUAUGCACUCUGGAGUUUGCAGUGGGAAAGCUAUAACUGAUAAGAGCCCUUCAGGCAGUGGUUUUGGUUGGAGUCCAGACUGAUUAUUUCAGGACCAGCUAGAGAAAUUCGCGAAGGUUCCUGUGACAAAUCGAGAAUUUUUUUUUUUGAAGAGUAAUUUAGAGGGUAGGGGGAGCCCAGAGUUCUGAACAGCUAGUCCUUGGGGAGGGGGGCAAGUGGGGGCUUAGAGGGUGGUAGUGUGGAACACAAUUUAAAAGUCCUGUCUGCUGUUUCUCUCCCUCCUCCCCAUCCCCCCCACCGUUUCCCCCUGUUGCAGGGUUUUGUUUAUAUAACUCAAGUUGUUUGGCUGAAUUCUUCAGCACCAUAUGAAGGCGGAGUAUGGAAAGUUAGAGUGGACCUACCUGAUAAAUACCCUUUCAAAUCUCCAUCUAUAGGAUUCAUGAAUAAAAUUUUCCAUCCCAACAUUGAUGAAGCGUCAGGAACUGUGUGUCUAGAUGUAAUUAAUCAAACUUGGACAGCUCUCUAUGAUCUUACCAAUAUAUUUGAGUCCUUCCUGCCUCAGUUGUUGGCCUAUCCUAACCCCAUAGAUCCUCUCAAUGGUGAUGCUGCAGCCAUGUACCUCCACCGACCAGAAGAAUACAAGCAGAAAAUUAAAGAGUACAUCCAGAAAUACGCCACGGAGGAGGCGCUGAAAGAACAGGAAGAGGGUACUGGGGACAGCUCAUCGGAGAGCUCUAUGUCUGACUUUUCCGAAGAUGAGGCCCAGGAUAUGGAGUUGUAGUAGAAAAGGCACCUGCUUUUCAGAAAGACUAUUAUUUCCUAACCAUGAGAAGCAGACUAUAAUAUUCAUAUUUAAACAAAGCAAUUUUUUUUAUUACUAAACAAGGUUUUUAUGAAUAAUAGCAUUGAUAUAUAUAUAUUAUAUAUCACCCUUUAGAUCUUGAUUUCUUGGUCAUUUCUCAACCUGAGGUGCAUAGCAUAUUCCCACAUUCCAUUUGGUAGCAAUAUGCGGUCUGAAUGCAUGCAUUCAUGAGUCCAUGUGGCCAAGUCAGCCUGUGUGCUACUGAACUGUCAAAGGAAAUAGCCGCUCUGAUAGGUAGAUGUGAGUAAAAAAACAGGAAAAAAUCGCUUCUUUUAUUGAUGGUUCCAAAGAAACAAACCAAACCAACCAGCUCUUGGAUGUGAAGAUAAAAUAGUGCUUUUUUGAAAUGGAAAGGAAAAACUUGGGGAGGAAGAGGCCUGCUGUGGGGGCAUUGGAGCCAGCCACAUAAGAAUCAGAGCUGCUCCUUCCUGUGAAUCCUAGGUGGCCCUAUGUCUUCUGUGGAGUUACAGUAUAAAACAGGGAGCUAAUUAGAGUAUUAAAACUUAAAACCAUUUUUUGACUCUGAUUUUAAGUACGUUUUUUUAUGUCAGUUCCUGCCCUUCACACUACCAGGCCCUGCAGCCACAGUGUUCUGUUGGAGAAACUUGGAGAAGUGUUUUCUGAAGCAGUUCUUUUUCUUGGGGUAGAGCGUGUAAUCCAGACUUGUUUUUGAAAGGACAGCACAGGAGGAGAAAAGUGACUGGGACAAUGCUUCCUCUCAUCCAAAACACAUGCAGAGUCACAUCCUCAUCCUAGUGUUUGGCAGUUUGAGACCGCUACCCUGAACUUAAGAGCUUUAAAUGUGAGGGUUGUGUUUCUGGGGGGGUUAUUUUUUUGGUGCGUGUGUGUGUGUAUUGUGCUUAGAAGGGUUGCAGAUUUCAUCUUCACCUACCAAGAGGCGGCCGCCUCCUUGGACAAGCCGCUCAUGGACCAUUAGACUUGAGAAGACGACCCAUGUGGUGACUGCAAAGCACUGGGUACUUGCCUUCACGCUUUGGUUUGGUUUUCCCUUUUUCUGCUGCUCUUGGCAGCAGCCUGGUCAUCAUCUGCUUGUGGGAGUGGGAAAUGGGCAUUUUAGACCCAACACAGGUUCUAAAUUUAAAACAAAUAAUAAUUGGAACAAAUAAAGGUUCUUGUACCCAGAGUGAUCCUACAUGGGAAAAACAAACCAGCUUUUUUUAGAGAGUGACCGAGUAGGAAGAAGGGAUUCAGAAAUAUGAUGUAGUAGAACAUGCCCUGCAGGAAGAAAAUGUUUUCUCUCCUGUGUAUGUUAAGAGGAAAUCAGUUUAAAAUGCCUGCUAAUCAAAUGUCAACUCAGCUAACCAUCUGUCCAGGUUGCUGCAGAGUUUCUUUCAAAUCUGAAUGUUGCCUGCUGAACUCGGAGGGGAGUUUGGAGAAAUUUUAUACAGCAGCUCUGUAUUCUUUUUUUGCCGCAGCCAAUAAGAUAAUAGCCGAAUUAGCCAAUCCUAAAACCUUCUAAAGACGAUUUUUGAGCAUCCCACUGGGAUUAUUUAAUUUUUCUUUUUGACGUGUGUUUUUAGUUUAGAAGUGCUGUAUUCCACGAGGUUUAAGUCAGUGAGGUUGGAAGAUACCCUAUCUUUUUUAUUCAAAAAGCACAAUCAAUCUUUUGUUUGAAAAUCUAUAUAAAGUACAACUUGCUUUUAGCAUGAUUAUUUUCCUAAAUAAAAAGACAAAGAAUUUACUUACUUUAUGUUAAUUACGGGCAUGAAACAAAAGGUUUUCUUUAAAAAAAAAAAAAAAAAAAAGUGCAGUGAUGUAGGGCUGUGGUUAGUUAACCGUACUGAGUUAUCCAUCUAGCAUCUGUGGCUUGCUGGAAGGGUAGUAUUAACUAUUUAACAUGUAAUGGUGUACUUCACUCUUACCUAGCACGCUGUCUUCUCAUUGCUUUGGGGGAGGGAGGGUCUCUGCUGGCACUGUCUAACUUGCUUACCUGCUGACUUUGCAGUUUGCUUGUGCUAUGACAUUUAUUGUAGGUGCUAUUUAGGGUAGGCUUAAAGUGCUGGGUGGUGAUUUGAGUUCAAACAAUAAAAAAUUGUAUUUUUUCAAUAUUGUAUAAACAAUAGUGUUCUAAUUACCUAAAAAAAAUAAUGACCCAUUAAGAAUUGCUUUUGAUCUUGUCAAAAAACUGAAUAGACCCCAGUUUCGGGAAGGUGUGUGAGCAGUGCCAUGACUCUGCCCCUUACCUAAUCCCACAUCUCUCUUAUGAUAAGACAUUGGCUCGCCUCUGACCAGAGCCCCAGCACCAGAGAGCCGAAGAUGCAGAAUUGUCAAAUGACCUGCUGGGGAAGGUUGUAGGAGUUAAGCAGAUUUGAGUGUGGCUGCAGAGAGAGAGUGUGUGUGUGUGUGUGUGUGUAUGUGUGCACACGUGUGAGUGAGCAAGAAAGUAUGUGUGUGUCCAUAUAAGUCUGUAUGAUGAAGGUGGGAUAAGGCUCCUCUGUUAGCGCUGGAAGCUCCUGUAAUUGCCGCAUGGAUCCCACUGUGCCCUCUUGUUCUGUGCAAGUCUGUCCUGUCUGGGCACUAACCUUGGUCCCAUGCAUGUUUACAUUCUGGGUGGGGCUUUGCCUCUCCACUGGGAAACUGACUUUUGCUGGGUUGAACAGAGUCCCUUACGCUUUUUGUCCCCUCCCUGCGUCUGGGAGAGGUGGGAGUAGGAGCCCAAACACACAGGUACAGAAAGAUCUGGAAGAAGGCCUGGCAGUGAAUCCAAGGAUUCUGGGCCCCCAACAAUAGAUGGUAGCGUGAGUCUGGAGCCAGGGGUGUUUCACCACCAAAUGCCUUUCCAGGCUGCCCUUCCAACACUCAGAAAAGCAUCCAGAUCCCUGGGCAGAGGCUCUACGUUCUUGGCUUUAGAGGUUGGUGGCAGCGGCAGCAUGUCAGAGCCACUUCUGGCGGUUUCCCUCCCCUUUUUAGUGCCCAUAGUUUUUGGAUCCUCCCUUGUGUUUUACCAGCACAAGCCAUUCUUUGCCCCUGUUCACAUAACUGAGCUCAAGCUCUUGCCAAACACCAAUGAGCAAGAUGGUUGCAACCUGGCAACAUUGAAUCCACCACCUUUGGGCUCCCUCUGGAAGCCCCAGCACCAGGGGCUUGUGGGCACAGGGUCAGUGGUAGCCAUCUUAGACACUGGCAUUUGGCUUUGUCUUCAAUCUCAUCACCCUCCUUGAGGUUACUGUGCAGUUUCAACCAGCAUUUUAUCCUAGUGAGGUCAUUAUCAGGAGUUGCCAUAUCAUCUCUCCAGUACCUAACAUUUCUCAUCCAGUUCAAAAGCUGUUCUGACUGCCAGCUGGCUGAUCUAAGCUCCUGAGGAAUGUCUCAAAGGAAUUUUUCUCUCCAGAGGCCCCCUGAAGUCCUAGUUGGCAUUGGCCUAGCACAUGCUUUAUGUUAGGCCUCCCGUUGGGAUGGCUGAGAAUCAUGAAAGACAGAUCCUCCGCUAGCCUCUAUGGGUCAAGUUUCUAGACACCAAGUCUCUGGGAACUAGUGUUUGAUUUUAAAUGGCAUGUGGCCCUUCCUCGUUUCAGUGACUUAGAAAAGUAAAAGCCAUUUAAAAAAGUUAGCAAGAUUUUUUAUCGACUUCCCAACUGGGCUUCCAGCCUUGUUGAAUGAAAUCAAGUAUCUCUGAUUGGGCGCAACGAACUGCAUUUCUUUGGACUUCUGAAUCCAUGUUUGUGCUUUCUCUGGCCCCUGAACACCUCGGCGAUUCUGUUAGGGAUGGGAUGAGUGGGAGGAAGCCUUUUGAGAAGGGGGAGCCGGCCCUGUCAUGCUCAGGUUUUCCACUCAUCUGAGGAAGAGCCAGGGCUCUGAAUUUAGCCUAACACUCAUCUUGGCUGUGGGCUUGGGAAGAUAUGGCCAUUAUUUAUGGAUUGUAUUUGGUACAUACUGUGUGAUACUUGAAAAGAUAAAAGGGACUGCCAGCCCCUAACUGAAAUCUGAAGCUUUUUAUCGCUUAUUUUUCCUCGCCCUGUCUCCUCCCUUCCACCUUUCUCCUUGCAUUGUGAUGAUCUAGUAGGCACGUCUGUCAACAGGACACAUGCCUCCUCUGACUAUAACCUCUUAAUAGUUGUGUAUAAUGAAAACUGUAAACUUUUUUAAAUAAACGUGUAUAUACCUUGGCAAA